CGUGGAGUAAUUCGGCUAAAUAAAUCACUAACAAGCCAAGAAGCUAACAGUUAGCCCACCCCUAUCCCUUGCUCUGUACGGUUCACCCUGAGCACCAGAUGCCAGAGCUAGUGUCUCCCAGUGUCCCAAAGGAUGGAGAGAGCGCUCAAGAGAAGCCAGAAGCUGCACCAGUGGCAGCAGUGGAGGAGGCCCCUGCAUCCAGGGCUGUGGUGGGGAUCAUCUACCCCCCUCCUGAAGUUAGGAAUAUCGUUGACAAGACUGCCGACUUUGUAGCCAGAAAUGGGCCAGAGUUCGAGACUCGUAUCAAGAGUAACGAGGCGGGGAACUCAAAGUUCAACUUUCUCAAUUCACACGACCCGUACAAUGCCUACUAUCAGCACAAGAUCAAGGAGAUACAAGAGGGUGUGGCUCAGGAGAUAGCAGCCGCACAGCAACCUGGAUAUGUGCCCCCCACCAAGGUCAGUCAGGCUGUGAUGGAGACGGUAGUGCCCAAGGAACCUCCUCCUGACUUUGAGUUCAUGGUAGAGCCACCGUCCAUCUCUGGACAAGACCUUGACAUUGUGAAGCUGACUGCUCAGUUUGUGGCCAGAAAUGGAACACAAUUCCUCGACAAACUCAUGAUGAAAGAACAGAGGAACUACCAUUUUGACUUCCUCCGCAAGCAACAUCCUCUGUUCUCGUACUUCACUAAGAUGGUGGAGCAAUACACAACCAUCAUUAACCCCAAGAAGGAGACACUGACAAAGUUCAAGAAGGACCUUGAAAACCCUUUCGGAAUGCUGGACCGUGCCAAGCAUCGUGUGGACUGGCAUCGUUACCAGGAGAGACAGAAGAGGCAGCAGGAGGAGAAACAAGAGAAGGAGAGAGUGGAGUAUGCUCAGAUUGACUGGCACGACUUCAUACUGGUAGAGACCAUCAACUUCAAAGAGUCUGAAAUGGGCUACCUUCCCCCGCCCAUCCGCCCCACCCAGUUGGCACAGCGGCUGCUCCAGCAACAGAAGUACCAGCGGCUGUCAGAGGAGACUGGAGAUGUGCAGGAGAUUGAGAUGGAGGUCGAGGAAAAUGAACCCGAGGAAACUAGACCACCAUCUCCGAAACGCCCACCCUCUCCACCUGUACCCAAGGCACGCCCACUCGUAUCACAAAGUGCCACGCCCACCGGCCCCAUUGAGAUCCGCCGAGACUACAACCCUAAGACCCACGGACCCUCUAAGCCGGUGACAGAGAAGGCUCCCACUGAGGGACAGUUCCUCAUCUCUCCCAUCACUGGAGAGAAGAUACCGGCUCACAAGAUGCAGGAGCACAUGAGAUAUAGUUUGCUGGACCCUCGCUGGGUGGAGGGUCAGAAGAAACAAGUGGAGGAGAAGAGGACGCAGAAGGAAGUGUUUGAGGAGGGUAUGCAGAUCGGCUCUAAUCUGAGAAACCUGGCCUCGAGACGUACGGACAUCUUUGGACGAGAGGAGACUAUGAUUGGUCAGAAGAUUGGGGAGGAAGAACACCAAGCCAAGGCCGGCGUCCAAUGGGAUGGUCAUUCCGGAAGUGCUGACAUGGCUAAAAAGAAGGCUAAAGAGAACAUUGCCGAACAAUUGGAGGCUAUAAGGAAAGCAAACGAAGCAAUUGACAGAGCUAAGCAAGGUCCGUCUCAGGGGAUGAGUCAGUCGUCCUCCAUCUUCUCAUCCCGCCCCCGUGCCCCCGCCCCCCUGUUCUCAGCCCCUCCCAGACCCAUGCUCUCACACCCUCACAUGCACUCCAUGGGUGGACCACCCCCUCACCACCAGAUGAUGGGACAUCACAUGCAGCAACCCGGUCCCCCCAUGCCUCACGGUGGUAUGAUGCAACAAGGACCUCCCCCCGGGCUUAUGCAGCAAAUACCAAACUCGGCCCCUCCUAUCCCAGGCAUGCCCCUCCCCCCUAUGCCCCUCGAUAUUGCACCCCCUGUGGCUAAAAGAACGAGAGCUGAAGACGAGCUGAUUGGAGAACACGAGUUCAUCUCCAAUAAUCCAGGUCUAGUGACGUUCCAAGUGUCAGUACCCAACCUGCCGGAGAGAGGAGAAUGGAAACUGACUGGCCAGUUUGUCUCCGUCACUCUACCAAUUGCCGACCCCGUGUCAGUAAUCAAGGCCAAACUCGCUGAUGAGCUAGGAAUGCCGACUGGGAAACAGAAACUGCAAAUUGGAGGUAUGUUCCUGAAGGACUCUAAUUCACUGGGAUUCUACAAUGUGUCUGCACCAACAGUCGUUACACUCGCCCUCAAGGAGAGAGGAGGUCGCAAAAAAUAGAAGCUAACUUGAAAGCCGAGAUUUGGUCUUUGAUACACCGCACUGUGUAGCUCUGCAAUAUUGACCUCCAUAGCUAGCUUAGUAUAAUGCCUAGCUCAGUAUAUUAAAUAUUGUGUUAAUACCGUGUUAAUUAUGAAACAAUGUAUGUGUUAUUAUA
Messenger RNA from Halichondria panicea, 2436 nucleotides. RefSeq names its product splicing factor 3A subunit 1-like. Gene Ontology annotation, molecular function: protein binding; RNA binding. Gene Ontology annotation, cellular component: U2 snRNP; U2-type prespliceosome; catalytic step 2 spliceosome. The record is from RefSeq and is a predicted model, not a curated record. Lineage: Eukaryota; Metazoa; Porifera; Demospongiae; Suberitida; Halichondriidae. Gene Ontology annotation, biological process: mRNA cis splicing, via spliceosome; regulation of alternative mRNA splicing, via spliceosome. The coding region runs from base 99 to 2279 and encodes 726 amino acids. The transcript is spliced from 17 exons.